This is a messenger RNA of Corythoichthys intestinalis (scribbled pipefish), 4950 nucleotides long. It is a transcript of the gene jph2, whose product is annotated as junctophilin 2. Bases 285 to 2561 code for a protein of 758 amino acids. The transcript has 6 exons. Lineage: Eukaryota; Metazoa; Chordata; Actinopteri; Syngnathiformes; Syngnathidae. Gene Ontology annotation, cellular component: junctional membrane complex; endoplasmic reticulum membrane; plasma membrane. The record is from RefSeq and is a predicted model, not a curated record.
GGGGAAAGGGGGGUUUUCUCUGCAACUGCCCCGAAAGCCAUGAAAGACCUCCGGCUUGUCAAGAAACAAUCACAAAACCCGCGCAGCACAGGUCCAUUCAUCCGAAAUUUAAAACUGAAGUAGAGAAUAAGUUUCUUCCUGGAUCUUCAUGGACAUGCUGAGAAAUUCAAGAAGUGGGGACCCACGCAAUUUGGCAGGUCAGGUCAGCUCCAUGCAGUUUUGAUGUCAGGGAAAGGCCAAGAGGUUCUGAAGGGGGUUCUAAUCUUUGGCUCCAAAGCACCGAGAUGAGUGGAGGUCGCUUUGAGUUCGAUGACGGCGGCGCGUACUGUGGUGGCUGGGAGGGGGGCAAGGCGCACGGCCACGGUAUCUGCACCGGCCCAAAAGGCCAGGGCGAGUUUUCCGGAUCUUGGAACUAUGGCUUUGAGGUGGUGGGGGUCUACACAUGGCCCAGUGGCAACACCUACGAGGGCUACUGGUCGCAGGGCAAACGUCACGGACUGGGGGUCGAAAGCAAAGGUCACUGGAUCUACAGAGGGGAAUGGACGCAUGGUUUUAAGGGGCGCUACGGCAUCCGACUCAGCGUCGGCAGUGGCGCCAAAUACGAGGGGACUUGGAACAACGGACUCCAGGACGGCUAUGGAACUGAAACCUACGCUGAUGGAGGUACUUUCCAGGGUCAAUUUACAGGCGGCAUGCGACACGGCUACGGGGUCCGUCAGAGCGUGCCCUAUGGCAUGGCAGCAGUGGUCCGUUCGCCUCUCCGGACUUCCCUGACCUCCCUACGCAGCGAGCACAGCAAUGGCACAGUUCUGCAACAAGAUAUCCCCACCAUCACCACCACAAGUGUGUCUGGUGAGGAGACUCCUGUUGCCAACCCUGCCCAACUGGGACCAUCGCGGGGAGGCUUCGCCCUCACUCUCCAGGUGGACCCUGACGCUGUGAGACCCAAGAAGAAAGGUUUAUUUCGCAGGAGUGCUCUGCUGGGAAAACUCAAGAAAUCCGAUUCAAGCACUUCGCUUUCCAGUCAGAAGAGCAAGAUAAGUUUCCUGAGGACGGAAUCGGCUUUGAGCUCCAAUGCCAGCGACACCAACUCCACCAUCAGCAUGGGGGACGAGAGCCUGGCCGGAGCAGAAGACUUCCCCCCUGUGGAGGCGGACAUCGAUGCAACCACCACAGAAAUCUACAUGGGCGAAUGGAAGAAUGACAAGCGCUCAGGAUAUGGAAUAAGCGAAAGAUCUAGCGGUCUCAAGUAUGAGGGUGAAUGGCUCAACAACCAAAGACAUGGCUACGGUUGCACCACCUUUGCCGAGGGUGGCAAAGAAGAGGGCAAGUACAUGAAUAACAUGCUGGUGAAGGCUGUGAAGAAGAGAGUGAUCCAACUCAAGGGAACCAAGAUCAAACAGAAAGUGGAGCGGGCCGUGGAGGGCGCACAGCGGGCCGCCGCCAUAGGCAAGCAGAAAGCAGAAAUUGCUGCUUCAAGGUCCACCCAUGCCAAGGCCAAAGCAGAAGGAGCUGAUCAGGCUGCCCAGGCCUCCAACAGCGAGUCCUGCAUCGCAAGGCUGGUUGCCAAAGAGCUUUCACCUUCCUUCUACCAGCCAGGUCCAGAGUAUCUGAAGAAGAGAGCAAUGCCGGAAGUUGGAGAGGGAAGUGAGAACACAGAUAUAGUCAUGCAUGAGCCACUUUUGGCUGAGGAGGAGCCUGCGCCGACACCCCCCGAAAGCCCGCUUGUGAAUGAACUCGACCGCCUAAUGCCUGGAUCCUCCCCUGGCCGCACCCCCUCCCCCACUCCAGGGAUCUUCAUCAAAGAAGACCCAAAGCUCCUCGGUCCUAACAACUGGAAUGAUGAAAAAACAAGUAAAGCCAGCGGAAGUAAAGGUAGCAGUAAACCCAACAGCAGGCCUGGUAGUCGCCCCACUACACCUUCACUCCCUGUUCCUGUUCCAACUGUACCAGAGAGCACCAGUGGUCGCAACCUGUCCAGAACACCAAGUCACCAUAGUGCCAAGAAUGAACAGGGGUCCGAUUUGGAAAUUAAACCUUUGCAGAAAUUUGAUCCAGAGGUGAAUAUUCCGGACAGUGCGUCCACAUCCCAAUCAGCAAGAAAUAGCUUUGUUGGUCCAGAUGAGGAGGAAAAGCUGCGCUCCAGCACCAAAGUGGCCCCUGGAGCAGUCACUGAUUGGAAAGCCAAUGAUCUCAAGCCUGUAAGAGCUCCGUCACUCCGCGAUCAAGAGCAGUCGUGGGAAACGAACAGGCUUUCCGUCAAAGCGGAACCCAAGGCCGCAGCCAAACGGCAACCUUCUCCUACACCAUCCCCAAAGCCUGCACUCAACCAUGAACCUAAGACAGUAGCCAAGCCUGUAGAAGCCAAAAGCAACAAUGCCAAACCUGCCUUGAAAGUCGAUUCCAAAACUGAAGCCCGACUGAAGGUGCCAAUGAUGAAUUCAAACAAUGAAGUGACUGCAGAGUCUUCGGAGCAGGAGAGCCCCAACACCAUCAUGAUCUGCAUGGUCAUCCUGCUCAACAUUGGUUUGGCCAUUCUCUUCGUGCACAUUUUGUCGUGAGACCUUUCUCGCCACCUCAGCUUUUGUUGCUGCAGGUCACCAUCAGCAUUGAAGUAAGAAAGCCUGCCUCCACAGCAGUUCAGACCAGAGCGCAAAGAGACAGGAGAAUAAAGCAGAAGCCUUGCAUAAACUGCAGAGGUUCCUCUUCUUGGUGUGUCUGUCUGCAACACCUGCAAAAGGCGCUGUUCGGCUGCCGCCUCUGCAGACAACUGGGAAGCUGAAGGACAUUGAAUGACUGAAAAGGCUCAGUGUGAAGUUUCUGUGAUAAAAUGGGGGCGGGCAUGAUGUUUUAUUAUUGCGGUGCUUCUAAUGGAGGAGCACCUAAUGCACUCAUGAAGUCUACUUUUAACUUAGAAUGCCGCAGUGUCAAGAGUUUUUAAAACAAAAAAAAAUCCUUAACCUCCAUUCCCACUUGCUCUCACAAUACAAAUCCUCAUUUGCCACACUAACACGUCACUCUCAAAUUGUCCUAUGAGGCAGAUUGAACAAUGGCACAACAUUUCUAAUAGUGAUGCUUGGCCAAAUACUCAAUUCCCGUUAGCUGGCUAUGCCAAUACAAAAGAAAUCAGUCUUAAUGUUGAGAAAAUGUAAGGUUUCUUCUGCUAUGGAUCAGUGUUUGGUGGGGUUGGACCACAGCUACAGCUAAAGAAAACAAAGUUUAUUUUACCGUAUAAAUGCAUGGAUUUUGGUUUGUUUCAUUCAAAUCUGCCACAAACCGGUUUGUCCGAACGCAAACAACCAGUGUAAGGUUCUACAUGUACUUUUCAUAAGAGGCCGACCAUUGACGGGUCUUAAUACUGACCUGGAGACAUGGUGGUGAUCUGAUGGCGACUGAAGUCUCAACUGUUAGUAGGCAUCUUUGCAACAUCUCCUGAGGCCAACCGGGUUGCCAGGGUCAGGCAGUAAAUUUGGAUUUUUUUCCCGGGGACUUUUAAGUCUCCAGCAGGUCUCGGAGAUGUUGCGGACAGAAAUUCUAUCUGAGACACCCCUUGACUGAAGCUACGCUUGCUGUUACGGACUUCAGUGCGAGUCAGUUUCAGUGAGAUGUCGCCCUGAUUAGAAGUUCGGCAGAAUUCUGAGUCACAGUCGCUGGCCAGUCGUGGCAACGUCUCCACUGGUGAAAUAGGCCCUACAUAGGAUAUUUUGAUUUACUGUAAUAUCUAUAAUGGCCUCUACCAAUCCAAACAAUUCAUAAAUGUGCAGUCUUCAAAACCAUUUUUUCAUAUUAAAACUUUCUACACCAACAAAUAUGGUUCAAAUUAUCUAUUGAAAAAUCAUCCAUUCCCGGCCCACAUCUAAUGGUUCUAAUUGAGUUUGUUUGGCUAUUGUUGCUGCAUGACAAUUUUAAUCAAUGACUGUAGAGACAGAGGGUGCAACCAAAUACUGUGUCAUUUAACUCAAAGCUUAACUAUAGCAUGGGGGCCCAAGUCUGGUCCGAGAGAGCUCCUAACCAGCUUGUUUUCCACGUGUCCCUCCUUUAACACAACUGAAUCAAAUGAUCAGAAAGCUCAGCCAGAGCCUGAUAAUGAUCCUGGUCAUUUGAUUUGACUGAUUUGAUCCAAAUUGAAAUAAAGCAUUAUAGGACGAAUUUGAUUUUAUGUCAGACAUUUUGAGAAUAAAAUCAUGUCUUUAUCUGUAGUGUCAAUUUCAACUCUUUUGUUGAACGGAUCCCCUAUAAAAUAAAAAAAUUUAAAGGUGCAUUUCAACUAUGGCAUUCUGGGAAAUCGGCAUUUCGCUGUAGUGUGAACACUGUAGUGCGAUGUUUUCACUGCAUUUGUUGUCAUCCUGCCACAUAGAAGGUGACAAGGCAAUCAUGGAAUGCUAAUAGAAGCUUAUCUGUGUUUAUGCUGAUUAUGUUUAGUAUAUACCUCCGGGAUAAUGCUCUUUUAGGAGGUUUAUACAGAGUUGAGUGUAUUCUGUGGGAGACUUGAAGCUAGAAAAUGGAAACCGAAAGCUUGCAAAGAACAGUGACUGCAUUGUGUUAGCCUGUGAGCGUUUAGUAUUGACUUUGUUACAUAAAGGGAAAAAAAGUGUUUUUGCGCUGCUGUCAGUUCAGUGCCUGAUGUGUUUUACAGCGAAAUGUGUUUUGUAAGCAUGACGACACUUUGUGUGUAUGUACCGGAUUGACACAUACACUGCAUCAGCAUUCACGUGGAAUACUAAAUAGGGCUUUGAUUACCUCCUUAUUAGUAAAAUGGAGAAUGUUUUUUUUUGUGACUCCAUGUCUUAUAUUGUUAGUAUACCCCCAUUACAGUAGAAGAGGUCAAAUGUGUCAUGCCAAUCAAGUACACAGAUUUAGAUGACAUGGUGAUUGUUGCCAAGUAGCACAGUUCAAUUAAAUAACCUGCUGCAGUUUAUUAUGUAUAGCACAAAAAAAAAUUCAUUUCAA